Helianthus annuus (common sunflower) is the source of this 1891-nucleotide messenger RNA. Its product is annotated as protein artemis. Gene Ontology annotation, molecular function: damaged DNA binding; 5'-3' DNA exonuclease activity. Gene Ontology annotation, biological process: interstrand cross-link repair; protection from non-homologous end joining at telomere; double-strand break repair via nonhomologous end joining. NCBI's taxonomy places the organism in Eukaryota, Viridiplantae, Streptophyta, Magnoliopsida, Asterales, Asteraceae. The transcript has 4 exons. Bases 36 to 1685 code for a protein of 549 amino acids. The record is from RefSeq and is a predicted model, not a curated record.
UUCCACUGGAAGUCUGGAAGUUUGUCUGUCUUUAUAUGCCACCAAAAACAUUGAACGAAACCCCAAAUUUUCCCUCCCCAAUUCGAAUCCGCAUACCUGCAAAGAUGCCGCCGAUCGAGAUGCCAAAAGGGUUACCAUUCUCGGUGGAUACAUGGACGCCAUCUUCAAACAGAAAGAAACACCAUUUUCUAACACACGCACACAAAGAUCACUCUCAAGGAAUCUCCACUCACGCUUCUUUUCCGAUCUACGCUACCCCUAUCACCAAAGCCCUCACUCUCAACUAUUACCCACACCUUAACGAGUCCUUGUUUGUUGAUAUUGAGAUCGGUCAGUCGAUUGCUGUUGAUGAUUCGUUGGAGGGCUUUACGGUUACUGCUUUUGAUGCUAAUCAUUGCCCUGGUGCCGUCAUGUUUUUGUUUGAAGGCGCGUUUGGUAAUAUUCUGCACACAGGAGACUGCAGGCUUACACCCGAGUGUUUGCAAAGACUGCCCGAGAAGUAUGUAGGCAAAAUAUCCAGAGAACCUAAGUGUCGGCUUGAUUAUGUUUUCUUGGACUGCACGUUUGGGACAUUUUCUUCAAAAAUGCCUAGCAAACAUGUUGCAAUCCGCCAGGUCAUUGAUUGCAUAUGGAAUCACCCUGAUGCUCGUGUGGUGUACCUAACAUGUGAUCUUCUUGGUCAGGAAGAAAUACUUGUUAGCGUGUGUCAAACGUUCGGUUCAAAAAUCUUUAUUGAUAAAGAAAACAACCCGGAAUGUUUCCAAUCUCUAUCUCUAACCGUACCCGAUAUCAUUUCACAUGACCCAUCUUCAAGAUUCCAUCUUUUUGAUGGUUACCCAAGACUCUCCGAAAGAGCAGAAGCAAAACUAGCUGAAGCCCGGGCUAAUUUACAGCCUGACCCACUUAUAAUACGCCCUUCAGCCCAAUGGUUCGUCUAUGAGGACGUUUCAUCUGAAGCUUAUAAACGAAAAACUGAUCGGUUUAAAGAAGCAAGAAAGGAUCAGUUUGGUAUUUGGCAUGUGUGUUAUUCAAUGCAUUCGUCUAGAGACGAACUUGAGUGGGCCCUGCGACUGCUUGCACCUAGAUGGGUGGUCUCGACCACCCCCGAGUGUAGGGCCAUGGAGCUCGGUUAUGUGAAAAGGCACUGCUCGUAUGGUAAUUUAGCUCCCGAUGACCCUCUGUGGAAGCUUCUAGAUAUUGAUCUCAAGGCUCCAUUUGUCAACGACGAGGAAGCUUCCUGUACCACAUCUCCAUUUCUCAUGUCGCGGUUGGAACCAUCCCAAGAACGUUUUAGCGAGAAAGAAAUAUCGACUGUGUCUUCACAAGCCAAAGAGUCAUCCGUGACUUUGUUUGGAAGAGCAAGGCUCGGGCUCGAUAAUUCUACUUUGAUUUAUGAAAAUAUAGAGAAACCUGUAAUCUCAUAUAUGGAUGAAGAAGAUGUUGAAGUUCAGUUGACCAAAGGUACGUGUGCAGAUAGGGACGGUCCUGAAGGUCAACAAGAGUCAAAGUUAAACGAGCGGGAAGAAAUAGUUAAAAACAGUAGUAUUGCGUGCUCACGAAAGGAAGUUGGUGAGAACAUAAGGAAGUUGUAUAGGAGUAUGUAUGUUUCUGCUCCUAAACCACUUCCUUCAUUGGUAGAUCUGUUGAAUAAUAGAAAGCGCACAAAAAGAAGGCUUUUGUCGUAGAAUUUUCUGGUUAUUGGUCUCGUAUACGCGUUACAGGAAAAGAAAAAAUAAAAAUGAAUGCGAGUGUUCAUGAGUUUAGCCAAUACAUUAUCAAAUGUUUGACGUUAAUUCAAAAUGUAAAUGGAUUUGAUACAUAUUCUUUAGUAUACUUGAAAGCCUGGUUUAGUUGUUAUGAGUUUGAUGAAUAAUAUACAUUAGUGGCUCUA